AUGAAGAGCCUCCAAACCCCCGCCCUUCUCUCAGCCUUGUUGGCCCUGGCGCCUGGCGCCUUGUCUCAGUGCUUUCCCGACACGGUAACCUAUUCCUCGACCCAAGCCCUCACGAGCACGGUCCAGUUCACAUCUUGCGACGGAGCGGCAGACAGUCCCCGGGUUUUCCCCAUCGAUCUGACCUCGUACGAUUGGUGGUAUUUCGACACUGUGUCCAAUGAUGGAACACAGGCUCUCACGAUCGUGUUCUACGCGGCUUCAUUCCUCGGAUUUCCCAACACGCCGGCCCUCGAAGACAUACUGAACGUCGGCAUUACGGCAACCUUUCCAAAUGGUACACAAGUGAGCGCUUCAGCUCUGGCAACUUCUGUGACUGUCAAUACGAUCGGGGAUGGAGCUUCGGGCAACUGGACCGACAGUGGAUGCAGCUUUACAGGCACGCCUGAUUUAAGCCAGUACGCAAUUACAAUCGAGAACUCGACAAUAGGCGUAUCUGGCACAGUCGAUUUCAUCUCUCGCGGUCCUGGACACUACCCAUGCAGCCCUCUCGUUGGUGGUGCUGACGAGCAGAUCAUGCCUCACGUUGGCUGGGUCAACGUCCUCCCCGCUGCGGAUGCUACCGUCCAUAUGAAUUUUGGAGGAUCGCCCAUGGUCUUCAACGGUAACGGCUAUCACGAUAAGAACUGGGGUGAUAUCCCUUUCAUUAGUGCCGUCAGCAGCUGGUAUUGGGGCCACGGCACCUUCGGAGAAUACAAUAUGGUCUGGUACGACGCUCUCGACAUCACAGGCAGCGAAACCGUCAGUGGGUACGUCUUGAAAAACGGCCAGGUCGUCGGCUCAACCUGCGCGCUGGGUACGGCUGGCCUCCAGGUGCGACCGGUAGGGACCCCGUACCCGCCAACGAUCCUCACCUCAGACCCGAACCAGUUCACCAUCGUCAUGAAACUCAACGACGGUGAGACCCUCAAUGCCACUGUGACCGGCUACAACAAACAAGUCGACACUUCCAACUACUCGCGCUGGUUCGGUGAGAUUUCGGCAAGCAUCGACGGGGUCCCAUUGCCUUCUGGUGGUUCGGCCUUGUGGGAGCAGUUCAAAUUCGCUGUCUAAUUGCCUUGCACCCCACGGGAGGUGGGCUUUCUUUGGGAGACGCAGGGCGAGGCCAGAGGACCGAGUCUGCUUUUGGAGG
Molecule: messenger RNA, 1189 nt
Organism: Cladophialophora immunda
Lineage: Eukaryota; Fungi; Ascomycota; Eurotiomycetes; Chaetothyriales; Herpotrichiellaceae
Exons: 3
Coding region: 1-1110 (369 amino acids)
Source: RefSeq, a predicted model, not a curated record